ACCCCUUGUAUAUAGUUAGUAAGUUAGGUUAAGUUUUCUGCAAAAAAUGUAAAUGUGUACAGUGUAAUUGUUUCAUAAAUCCCUAUCCAGAAAAGUCUCAGUUGGGUACUAAUGCUUAAACAUUGAAAAUGAGAAAGCGAAUUACUACACAGAAUGAAUCUUCAAUAAAUGAAUCUUUAUUUAAGGAAUAUGAUAGUAGUGACAAGUACAAAAUUGGGGCGCAUAAAAUGCCAUGGAGUUUUGGAAUUAUAUUCAUACUUGUCGCUUUUGCCUUAUUUGGUUUAGUUUACAUUCAAGACGGAAGGUUACCAACACCGUUGACUCUUCAUGAUGAAAAAAACAAUCCUGAUUCAUUCAUAACAGACAGAGCAAAACACGACUUAAAAUUACUAACAAGUUUGGGGUCACGCGUAACUGGUAGCUACGAAAAUGAAGCAUUGGCAGUAAGCUUUUUCCAACGAGAACUCGCUUUCAUUCAACAGCAAGCACAUCGUAAUCAAAAAAUUGAGGUAGAUGUUCAGAAAGUAUCCGGUGCCUUUUUCAUGGACUUUCAACCGCACGGUGCGAUUAGUACAUAUUCACAAAUUCAGAAUAUUGUUGUGAAACUACACGGAAGCAAUGAUGAGAAACAACAACGCAGCUUGUUACUAAAUUCUCAUUUUGACACAGUUCCAACCAGCCCUGGUGGAACUGACGAUGGAAUUAAUUGUGUUGUGAUGCUGGAGAUUUUGCGAAAGAUCUCUCGUUCACCAUAUCGAUUAGGUCACAAUGUGAUUUUUCUAUUUAACGGUGCCGAAGAAACCGGAUUAAGGGGAGCGCACGGUUUUAUCACUCGGCAUAAAUGGGCGAAAGAAAUUAGAGCCCUUAUUAAUUUGGAGGGGGCUGGAGCGGGAGGUAAGGAACUAUUAUUUCAAACCGGUAUACCUUGGAUGAUUGAUUAUUACAAAUAUGUACCACAUCCAACGGGGCUGGUACUGUCGGAGGAAAUAUUUCAAAGCGGACAGAUUCCGUCCGACACAGACUUUAGGAUUUUUCGUGAUUAUGGAAAUGUAUCAGGGAUGGACUUUGCGUUUGUCGAAAAUGGCUAUAGGUACCAUACUAAGUAUGACAAUUUUGAAAGUAUACCGGACGGUUCCUAUCAGCAUGUGGGCGAUAAUAUAUUAAUGCUAACUAAACUAAUUGGGAAUGCCACCGAAAUGGGGGAUUCCCAGAAAUCUGCGCUCAAGACUGUGUUUUUUAACUUUUUGGGAUUUUUUAUUGUUUAUGAUGAAAAUCUGGCCACUUACAUCAAUAUUUCCGUAUCACUACUUUCAUUCUUGGUUACUCUGUGCAGUUUCCGUAAAUUUGGAUUAGGGUUUACUCGUCAAUCGGCUGUGCAUGUAGGUUUAACAGCUGUGUCGUUUGUAGCAGGUUGGAUUUUAUCUGGAAUUUUCGUAUUUUGCACUGCUUUCUCUCUGGAUUUAUUUAAAUCGGCUCUGAGUUGGUACGGCACCCAAUGGCUUCUGCUUGGUCUUUACACUGUACCAAGCAUCGCAUGCUGUUGCAUCAGCAACAUUCUACUCAACAACUACAACGAAAAAAUGAACUUGAAUGUUAACCUUCAAUCGCUCUUACAAAUUCACGUUGUUAAUUUACUGUGGACUUCUCUUUUAUUAGUUGGAACAUUUUUGAAAAUCCGAAGUGUAUAUCUCAUCAUGCUGCCUGUUUUAUUCCAAACGGCUUCGUGUAUAGUGGUUCAGUUGUUACAGCUACAGCAUUCUGUUAAAACAUGGCAACUGGUAUACGUAAUGACCCUAGUCAUUCCAACUGUCUUUUUAAUGCAGGUAUUUGGGCUGUCGGCGCGAAUUUUAAUUCCAAUGUGUGGACGGAUUGGUCCCGAACGAAAUCCUGAACUUAUAAUGGGCACCUUUACACUGCUUACUACAGUCUUACUUUCAUCAUUCUAUAUACCGUUAAUGACGUUAGUUCAGAAGCCGUGGAAUGUGGUCAAAAUUUUGUUUGUUGUGUUUAUUAUAUUCUUUAUAAGUGCGCUUACGCCUAUUGCAUUUCCGUACAGCGGUAAUCCAGAGGCACCAACGCCACAACGAUAUUGGACUUUUCACACAAGUCGAACGUUUCGAAAUGACACCAACCAUGUUCAUAAGAAGAAUGCGGGAUUCUUUGUGAUGAAUUGGGAUCGGAACGCACCUCGCAGCGUUCAAAAUUUGGUAAAGGAUUUUAAGAACGCAAAGCCGAUUACUGACGAUUGCGAUACCAAUCUUCUUUGUGGACUGCCGCUGAUGUCCAGCAGGAUUAUAUCAAUUAUCCAAGACAGCACAUGGAUACCAGCAGGCCAACCAAUCGUGCAUGAACAGAUCAAUUUUAAAAUGCUUGCAAAGACGCAGAUAUCGCCUACUGUAGUGCAGUUUAAUUUUUCUGUUGCAGGUCCGUCUCGUAUGCACAUUGCCAUUUCCCCAAGAUCAAAUGCCACAUUGUUGAAAACUAAUCUUGUACCCGAAAUUCCGAAACCGUUAAUCUGGAACAAACGUUCGAUAUAUCUUAUUUUGCAUGCAUGGGGACUAGAGAUGGAUCCUUUGUUCAUCUCAUUAAACUUUCAAGUGUCCCCUGAAUGGAAAGGACCCACCUUUGAUAUUUCCAUAAGCGGGAAAUGUGUACAUGACCGUACAAAUUUAAAAACGCCGCAGUAUGUGCAAUUUCUAAAUAGCUUUCCAAAAUGGGCGGAUGUUGUGCCACAUUUAGCAACGUAUGAUACUUGGGUUUACUAAUAACUAAUGUUGAAUAACAAAAGUGUACCUUCAACUUUGUAUUUUGAUAUAUGCAUAUGCCAAAGAAUUAUAUUUUGUAAUUCAG
Messenger RNA from Photinus pyralis (common eastern firefly), 2850 nucleotides. Its product is annotated as endoplasmic reticulum metallopeptidase 1-like. Gene Ontology annotation, molecular function: metalloexopeptidase activity. Gene Ontology annotation, biological process: proteolysis. The record is from RefSeq and is a predicted model, not a curated record. The transcript has 12 exons. NCBI's taxonomy places the organism in Eukaryota, Metazoa, Arthropoda, Insecta, Coleoptera, Lampyridae. The coding region runs from base 129 to 2765 and encodes 878 amino acids.